UACCCUUGCGGAACCCGCUUGCUUUUUUCUAGGGUUCUCUCGAGCUCCUCAUCUCCGUUUCUCGCUGCUUCUCCAUCUGCCUGGCGAUUAGGGUUCACUGGCACCAUGGAUGCACAGAGAGCUCUCCUCGACGAACUUAUGGGGGCAGCUCGAAAUCUAACUGACGAGCAGAAAAAGCAGUACAAGGAAAUUCGAUGGGACGAUAAGGAGGUGUGCGGCGCGUACAUGGUUCGAUUCUGCCCUCACGAUCUGUUCGUAAACACGAAAAGCGACCUAGGAGUUUGCCCUAAAAUACAUGACCCGAAGCUCAAGGAGAGUUUUGAGAAGUCCCCUAGACACAGUACAUAUGUUGCAAGGUUUGAAGCAGAGCUAGCACAAUGGUGUGAGAAGCUGCAUGCAACACAGGUGAUGGAUUUAGAUAGGAAAGUUAGACGUGGUCGUGAGCGAUUAGAACAAGAGGUAGAGGCAACACCUGCUCCAAUCCCUACUGAAAAAUCUGAACAUCUCUCAGUGUUAGAAGAAAAGAUCAAGAAACUUCUCGAGCAAAUCGAGUCUCUUGGUGAAGCAGGGAAGAUAGAUGAAGCUGAGGCACUUAUGAGAAAAGUGGAUAUGCUUAAUGCUGAGAAGACAGCUUUUUCCCAACAAUCAGCAACUGAUAAGGUUUUGAUGCUUCCACAAGAGAAGAAAAUGGCAUUAUGUGAUAUUUGUGGCUCAAUUUUGGUAGCAAAUGAUGCGGCUGAGCGGACACAAACACAUGUUUUGGGAAAGCAGCAUAUUGGUUAUGGGAUGAUCCGGGAUUUUCUUAGUGAGUUCAAGGCUGCCAAGGAAAAAGCAAAGGAAGAAGAUAGACUAGCUAGGGAGAGAGAAGCAGAAGAGCUGAGGAAACAAAAGGAAAAUGAUCAUGGCAGUAGGGUCAGAGGGACUGAUCUGGGUGAGAGAGAAAGGUCUAGAGAACGUGAGCAUGGACGCGAUCGGUUUAGAGAUCGGGGCGCUGAGCGAGAAAGAUCAAGGGGGGAUUGGAGUGGACGAGGAAGCAGGGAUCGAGGAAGAGAAUCAGAUCGUCGGAAUGACUAUCGCAGAAACGGGAGGGAAUCCAACAGGGACAGGUUUAGAGACAGGUCUGGAGCACGAAGCAGAUCCAGAUCUCCUGCCAGGCAUAGCCAUAAAAGAUCAAGAAGUCCUGUUCUUCGAUAAUAGCCAUUAGUAUAACCCAUUUCUCGCCUAUUGUAACCAAACAGCUGGCCAUUCUCUAGUUCCAUAAUCAUUUUUCUUUGGUACUAGGUAACUCUUUUAUUUGAAGAUCAAUUUUGCUACUAUAAAGAAUUUGAAUUUAUAUCCA
Molecule: messenger RNA, 1339 nt
Organism: Zingiber officinale
Lineage: Eukaryota; Viridiplantae; Streptophyta; Magnoliopsida; Zingiberales; Zingiberaceae
Product: luc7-like protein 3
Exons: 7
Coding region: 106-1194 (362 amino acids)
Biological process (GO): mRNA splice site recognition
Cellular component (GO): U1 snRNP; U2-type prespliceosome
Molecular function (GO): mRNA binding
Source: RefSeq, a predicted model, not a curated record